Messenger RNA from Fraxinus pennsylvanica, 597 nucleotides. The record is from the annotation of a GenBank genome assembly. Lineage: Eukaryota; Viridiplantae; Streptophyta; Magnoliopsida; Lamiales; Oleaceae.
AUGGACUCGUCACUGAGUACUGCAUCAGCGGCGGCAACCGGCGGUGGGAACGGCGUUAUUAUUCCACAAUCUAACGACCCAUCCCCCAUGGAAUCGUCAGCCACCGCCGCCGCAACUCCGACAGACGAUUCAAAACAAAACUUAACCCUAGUUAUUAAUUCAAUCCAGAAAACAUUAGGCAUCCUCCACCAGCUCUACCUUACCGUCUCCUCUUACAACGUGGCAUCCCAAUUACCCCUUCUCCAGCGCAUGAAUACUUUAGUGUUGGAACUGGAUAAUAUGACGAAAUUGGCGGAGAACUGUAAUAUUCAGGUGCCCAUGGAGGUUCUUAAUUUGAUAGAUGAUGGGAAGAAUCCAGAUGAAUUUACGCGGGAUGUGUUGAAUAGUUGCAUUGCCAAAAACCAGAUUACUAAAGGCAAAACAGACACCUUCAAGAGCUUGAGAAGGCAUCUGCUCGAAGAACUGGAACAGACAUUCCCUGAUGAAGUUGAAGCAUAUAGGGAUAUACGUGCGGCUUCUGCAGCUGAGACAAAACGGUUUGCACAAGCACAAAGCACGUUACCAAAUGGUGAUGUGAAGGUGAAAACUGAGAUUUGA